CAAGAAGAAGCAUGGCGCGAGUCCAGGUUACGACGUCACGAGUGUCAGUGCCCCCCCCCCCCCCCCCCACCACGACCCCCCUCCUUGUGCUUCUCCUCCAUGGGAGCUCUGUUCUCCGUAUCUUUGUGGACUUGAAAUUGAAGAUGAAGACGAUGACGAUGAAAGAGAUUUCAGUUGUACCAACCAUGAGGACGAUCAUCAACACUCUCCUGCUCUUCACCUUCUUUCUCACACGAAGCAGAGCAGAGAGUGCAGAGGAGCGGCUGGUCAACGACCUGUUAGGUCCACAGCGCUACAACAAACUGAUCAGACCAGCCAUCAAUAAGAGCCAGCAGGUCACCAUCUCUAUUCGAGUGUCGCUGUCGCAGCUCAUCAGCGUCAACGAGCGAGAACAGAUCAUGACAACCAACUUGUGGCUGUCUCAGGAGUGGAAUGACUACAGGCUGAGGUGGGACCCAGAGAAGUACGAAGGCAUCAAGAAACUUCGAAUACCCUCCAAGCUCCUCUGGCUUCCUGACAUUGUGCUCUACAACAAUGCUGAUGGCGUGUAUGAAGUGUCCUUCUAUUGCAACACGGUGGUCUCCAACACGGGGGACAUCUUCUGGCUUCCUCCGGCCAUCUACAAAUCAGCCUGCGCCAUCGAAGUGCAGAACUUCCCCUUUGACCAGCAGAACUGCACCCUCAAGUUCCGCUCCUGGACCUAUGACCACACGGAAGUCGACCUGAUUCUCACCAGCGACUUUGCCAGUCGUGACGACUUCACGCCCAGCGGAGAGUGGGAUAUCGUCUCACUUCCCGGGCGCAAAAACGAGGACCCAAACGACAUCACUUACCUGGACAUCACCUAUGACUUUGUCAUCAAGAGGAAGCCGCUGUUUUACACCAUUAACCUCAUCAUCCCCUGUGUGCUGAUCACCUCUCUGGCCAUCCUGGUCUUCUACCUGCCUUCAGACUGUGGCGAGAAGAUGACCUUGUGUAUCUCAGUCCUGCUGGCGCUCACCGUCUUCUUGCUGCUUAUUUCCAAGAUUGUGCCGCCCACCUCCCUGGCGGUACCCCUCAUUGGUAAAUACCUGAUGUUCACCAUGGUGCUGGUCACGUUCUCCAUUGUGAGCACCGUUUGUGUCCUGAACAUUCAUCACCGCACCCCGUCCACUCACCACAUGCCUGAAUGGGUGAAGCGUCUCUUCUUAGUCCAGCUUCCCACCCUUCUUCUCAUGAGGCGUCCAGGUACGGCUAAAAAACUCAAGCGGACUAUUGCGCAACAGAGGGCCAUCCCAAAAAAUCCUUCCCAGGCUGCGACGGAUAAGCGACAGUUCUCCAACAUAAAACUUGGUGGUGCUCGGACUGAUUCUGACUCCUUCUAUGUGAACGCGGACUGGGCCCACAAGUAUUGUUGGAGGAUGGGGGACAUCCCGGACGUGGGGGGUCGACGCUCAGACCUCCAGAGGCCCUUGGCCACUCAGUGGGAUGCAGAUCUGCAGGAAGCAGUGGAAGGAGUUCAAUACAUCGCUGAGCACAUGAAGACCGAAGAUGAUGACGAAGGGAUCAUAGAGGACUGGAAGUACGUCGCCAUGGUCAUAGACCGUUUGUUCCUUUGGAUCUUCAUCUUGGUGUGCGUGGUCGGGACACUGGGGCUCUUCAUGCAGCCGCUUUUUCAAAGCUACAACACACCCACUGCUGAUGACGCAGAGUACGGGGAUUUCUAAGAUGUGAGAAUGAAUAUUGACUUUUAUAAACUCAAACUAGGAAGCCGUGUACCUAGCGGCAAGUGCUCUCCCGAACCGGAUGCGGUAUCAGCUGUGACGACUGUGCGUGUAUCGAAGUACCUUCAAGGUAGAAACCACCACACAUUGUUUCUUCGUGUUGUUCCGUUACAUGGGUUGGAAUUUGCCCAGACUUCACUGACAUUCUAUGAGUAUCACUGACUGUUAGCACAAUCUUGAAUCUGUAUCGUUCACUUUCACCAAGUAGAGACAAUAAAAAGUAUGGGGUUUAAUGACAGCAACAGUUUGAAUGAAGUAUGUUUUUUGUUGCACCACUCUUGAGAAAUACCAUAUUGUGUAAUUGUUAAUGUUAGCGUAGUACAGAACUUGACUAAGACUUUUUAUCUUCUCAAAGGGGACCAAUUAUGCAAUUUUUUUACCCUUUGUAUUGAGUUGUUGACUUCUAUAGAGCAGCUACACACAAUAACCUGCACAGAACACUUUCUAGAUCUUUCAGAAUCUGCACCUAUUCCAGCUGUAUUUCCUAGGAUUUGUACUUCCCUCCAAAACAGUCUGUUUUAAUUUAUUCCCCCCAUGGGCACACCCACUCUGCUGUGAUUGGUCACACGCCCAAAGUGCUUCCUAACUACAAAUGUAGUCUUCUUUCUACAUACGGAUGUGAGGGCGCCAACUGCAGACAAUCUUGGCCCAGCAUCGUUAGUGGAAAUGUGGUCAUUACACGUUUUUUGCGGGGCUACCGUGUUCCUGACAGUGAGCACUGAGGUUCUCUCAAACCCUCGUGGAUGCACAGCGCGUCCAACAUUGCAUGCCAUUCAUAAUGCAUGUUCAUGUUCACAUAAAACAAUCCCGUAUGAAAUGCCGUUGACAGAUGAAAAUAUUUUUCUCUUGUUCCAAUAAGUUCUGCCUGAUCCUGCCUCUUAAACAGAGAAGCAGAGAUUGGGGGAGGGCUGAGAGUGUAUUGUGCCCACAGCCACCUCCAUAAGGAAACCCGCCCCUGUGUGACAUCACAAAGGAUCGGUUUUGCAACGCCCUUUGGAACCGAGUGUUUUGAGCCAUCCCAAACUUCUUUCAAGGCUUACUUCCAAAUGCGCAAACCUCACUGUCUGAAACUUUUUAACACCAUAAUACAACAUUCUAACUACAUUUAUAGGUUAGAAAAGUGGAAAAAGCACAAUAGGUCCCCUUUAAGACACAGUAUCUCUCAACUGAAUUGUACACCAAUGAAACACGUCUUCUUGAAAAAUGACCAUUUCAUGUUCUAGUGUUGUAUCACUGCUUGCUGUGAUGGAAUAAUGUUUAUAAAGAUCAUAACCUCCUUUUGCUUUUUUCCCCCGGCUUUAUAUUACUGUUAUUUCAUGCAAAGAGGCAAAGCUCUAAUCGUAGAUGUCGAGGAAUGGAAUAUUCAGUUGCAAACCUAAAACGUUUGACCGCAAAGUCCAAUAUGUUGACUGGAAAUGGAUUUCAAAUCACGACAACAGGUGGUAUGGCUUCUGUUUUCUGGUAUGCAAAAAGUUCUUUGUACUUGAUGUUAAAAUCUCGUCUUGUCUUAUCCACAGUAGUCGCAGCAUCACCAGCCAUUAUUUGAGCACUUUAAAGCACAUUCUCCUUGCUUUCAUGUCAGCGGGAAGCCUGAGGCUGCAGAUUUACGUGAUCAUGUGUUCUUUGCCUGAACGAGCAGAGCUUUGCAUCAUGGUGGCAGG
Messenger RNA from Doryrhamphus excisus (bluestripe pipefish), 3424 nucleotides. Its product is annotated as neuronal acetylcholine receptor subunit beta-2-like. Gene Ontology annotation, molecular function: acetylcholine-gated monoatomic cation-selective channel activity; transmembrane signaling receptor activity. Gene Ontology annotation, cellular component: postsynaptic membrane. Gene Ontology annotation, biological process: monoatomic ion transmembrane transport. Lineage: Eukaryota; Metazoa; Chordata; Actinopteri; Syngnathiformes; Syngnathidae. The record is from RefSeq and is a predicted model, not a curated record.